CAUCUUUACUCAGCGAUCAUCAGCACUUCAAUUGACCCUUUUUCUUUCGUCCUUAUUCUGAUCGAGUCAUCUGUUUACUUUCAAACCACAUAUAUCUCAGAAAGGCCUUCAGAACACCAAAAUCCCGGUCGUCCAACCCGACCAUGCUGAACAGAGCUCUUCUCCGAACGCCCUGGUUGCGACCAGCGAUCUUCAGCGCACCACACCCCUCGAUCAGCGCAACAGCAGCCUCAGCACCGCGCUUCCCAACCCUGUACGCCACCACCAGACCUCUCACCUCCGCCCCCUUCCGUCAAUCCGAACACCCACCCACGACACCCUCAACGCCACCGUCCGAGACAGCCGCACUCCCAUCGCAAGACCCCGAACCCGCCACAACCACCACAACCACCGCCCCCGAACCCCCAUCCCACAUCCCGUGGUACCUCCAAGACGAGCCCGACGUGCCGGCCACGCGCCCCAUCAUUUCAGGCGAGCAGAUCCCCGCCCUCCCAGAAAACCCGCCGGCCCUGCUCGCGGCGCUGCUGGAGUACACCUUCAAAGACCUGGGGCUGGACGGGCUGAAACUCCUCGAUCUGCGGGGACUGGACACACCGCCGGCGCUGGGCGCCAACGUGAUCAUGAUCGUCGGCACCGCGCGCAGCGUCAAGCACCUGAACGUCUCGGCGGACCGGCUGUGCCGCUGGCUGCGGGCCACAUACAAGCUGGCGCCGUUCGCGGACGGCCUGCUGGGCCGCAACGAGCUGAAGAUCAAGCUGCGGCGGAAGGCGAAGCGCGCGCGCCUGGCGAGUAAGGCCGGGACGCUGGUGGACGACAAGGACGAUGGGAUCACGACGGGGUGGAUCUGCGUGAACGCCGGGAUCGUGGAGGAGGCGCCCCUGGCGGAUGAGGUGGCGGCGGCGCAGGAGGCGGCCGGGUUCGAGGGGUUCGGGAAUGCCGGGUGGGGGACGCGCGUGGUCGUGCAGAUCUUUACGGAGGAGAAGCGCGCCGAGGUGGAUCUAGAAGGGCUCUGGGAGAAGAAUCUCGCCCGUGUUGGACGGCAGCGCGAGAGGGAGAGGGCCGAGCGCGAGGAUGGGGAGGAGUGGUUGUAGUGUCGUGUAGUCUACCAUUUCCAGGUUACGGUCGGGUGUAUGAUUACGUGGAUGCAUUUAUAGGCGGGGAUAUGUACAUUAGAUUCCAUUCUGUUUUUGGGGGCCUUUCCCCUGGGUGUUGGGGGAGGGCUGAAAAAAUCAAAGCCACA
This is a messenger RNA of Aspergillus brunneoviolaceus CBS 621.78, 1240 nucleotides long. Its product is annotated as RsfS/YbeB/iojap family protein. Bases 144 to 1091 code for a protein of 315 amino acids. Gene Ontology annotation, biological process: mitochondrial gene expression; mitochondrial proton-transporting ATP synthase complex assembly; mRNA stabilization. NCBI's taxonomy places the organism in Eukaryota, Fungi, Ascomycota, Eurotiomycetes, Eurotiales, Aspergillaceae. The transcript has a single exon. The record is from RefSeq and is a predicted model, not a curated record. Gene Ontology annotation, cellular component: mitochondrion.